UAGUAUACACAAAAAGUUUAUAAAUAACUGAGUUUAAAAAACGUCACACCAAUUUCAAAAAAAAUUAGAUUGCAUGUGCUGUAUAACUGAUAUCAACUAUUGUCUUUUAUUGACAUUUUUAGUUUGAUUCAUUUCACCUAUAAAUGGCAACUGUGCAUUGCCUUGACGUUUUUAGUGAAUGCGAAGAACCGUGUAGGUGAACGUGAACGUAUAUAUUUUAUUGUGUAUUUUCCAACAAUUUCCCAAUAAAACCUAAAUAUAAUACUGUCCUGGACAAAUAAACUGAAAAUAUGGGUGUAUGAAUAGGUUAUAGACUGAUCAUUAGUGCUCCAUUCCAUCUUGGACUGCUAUCCUGAGCUGUGGAAAGUCACGUUCAGAGAUGGCUGAUCCAGAUCCGGAAACCCUGUUGGAAUGGCUGAAUAGUGGCUUGGGCGAUGAGCGAGAUAUGCAGCUCAUCGCCCUUGAGCAACUCUGCAUGCUACUCCUAAUGUCCGACAACGUCGAUAGGUGCUUCGAGAGCUGCCCACCCAGGACCUUCCUGCCCGCCCUCUGUCGCAUCUUUCUGGACGAACAGGCUCCCGAGAAUGUGCUGGAAGUAACAGCGCGAGCCAUCACCUACUAUUUGGACGUAUCAGCGGAGUGCACCAGGAGAAUUGUAGCCAUAGAGGGAGCUGUCAAAGCCAUUUGUAACAGAUUAGUCGUAGCAGAAUUAUCAUCUAGAACUAGCAAGGAUUUGGCAGAACAAUGUGUCAAGGUAUUAGAGUUAAUAUGCACCAGAGAAGCCGGAGCAGUAUUCGACGCAGGAGGCCUAAGCUGCAUACUGCCCUUCAUUCGCGACAACGGACAGCGCGUCCACAAGGACACGCUCCAUUCGGCCAUGGCCGUCGUUUCAAGACUCUGCACAAAGAUGGAGCCAGCCGACGCUCAACUACCCACUUGCGUCUCCGCCCUUAGUACGCUGCUACAUCACGAAGACGCACACGUCGCUGAUGGAGCAUUGAGAUGCUUCGCUUCGGUAGCCGAUAGGUUUACUAGACGCGGUGUCGAUCCCGCACCCUUGGCACAGCAUGGUCUUGUCAAUGAACUACUAAGCAGACUUUCAAACGCCGCCGGACCAUCGACAGCGAGCGGUACUCAAACGACGCCUGGCAAAGCGCCAUCUACUAGCAAUCCAACAACAGCUACGCCUGAUUCGAAAGCCAAUGCAGCUUCAAUAUCCACUAUAAUAAGUUUGUUAUCUACCCUCUGCAGAGGUUCGCCAUCAAUAACCUAUGAUUUGCUUCGAUCUGAACUACUAGACGCCAUCGAAAAAUCUCUAAAAGGAGACGAACGCUGUAUCUUAGACUCCAUGAGACUGGUAGACUUGCUCUUGGUCCUCCUUUUCGAGGGCAGGAGAGCUUUGGGAAAAUCAGGAUCGUCCUCGUCCGGACAGCUGAUGCCGCGCAUGCGUCGAAUGGAUUCCGCCGCCGAAAAAUCCCAUAGACAGCUAAUAGACUGCAUAAGAUCGAAAGACACUGACGCUCUGAUCGAAGCCAUCGAGAACGGAGGAGUGGAGGUGAAUUUUAUGGACGAUGUGGGUCAGACUUUGUUAAAUUGGGCCUCGGCUUUUGGUACGCACGAGAUGGUGGAGUAUUUGUGCGAGAAAGGUGCCGACGUCAAUAAGGGCCAAAGGAGUUCGUCCCUGCAUUACGCGGCGUGUUUCGGCCGUCCCGCCAUAGCUAAAGUCUUGCUGCGGCACGGCGCGAACCCUGAUUUACGCGACGAAGACGGAAAAACUCCACUGGAUAAGGCUAGAGAACGUGCCGACGAAGGACACCGUGAAGUGGCGGCGAUUCUGCAGAGCCCCGGCGAAUGGAUGAUACCGGUCGAUAAGGAGCGUAAUAGAAAAUCUGAAUCCGAGAGUGAGGAUAGCAUAGAACCGAGAGGCGAUCCGGAAAUGGCGCCAGUUUAUUUACAACGACUGUUGCCCGUAUUCUGUACCACUCUGCAGUCCACGAUGUUGGCCAGCGUGAGGAAGGCCAGUUUGGGGUUGAUAAGGAAGAUGGUCCAUUACAUACAGCCGAAUUUGUUGGAAGAACUUUGCGCUUUGGAGGCAAAUCCGAAUUUUGGUACACAAAUCGUUGAGGUGAUCGCCACCGUGUUGGAUAACGAGGACGACGAAGACGGUCAUUCGGUAGUUUUACUGAUAAUACAAGAUUUAAUGAUUAAAUCACAAGAAGUUUUCUUGGAUCAUUUCGCGAGAUUGGGUAUAUUUACUAAAGUUCAAGCACUUGCUGGUCCACCGGAAACGCAAGAAAAUGAAGAAGCCGAAUCAACAACUGAAGAAACAUCUGAUGCCGUACAAGUAGAAGAUGCAAAGGAAAUUUUGCCCGGUAAAGCUUACCACUGGCGCGAUUGGUCCAUCUGUCGAGGUCGAGAUUGUCUUUAUAUUUGGUCUGACGCCGCCGCUCUAGAACUGUCUAACGGCUCGAAUGGCUGGUUCAGAUUCAUAUUAGACGGAAAACUAGCAACCAUGUACUCGAGCGGUUCCCCAGAAGGUGGUGCUGAUACAUCAGGGAAGGGUCGAGCUGCGGAUUCCCUUACAACCGAAGAAAAUCGAGGAGAGUUUUUGGAAAAAUUACAACGUGCAAGAUCGGCUGUCAGAUGUGUCAACAAUUCUACCCCGAUUCUAUCGAAACCCGGUCCCACAAGGCUGGUAGUAGGAAACUGGUCGCUGACUUCAAGAAAGGAAGCCGAAAUCCACAUCCACAACUCCGACGGACAACAACAAACCACCAUCCUGAGAGAGGAUCUGCCAGGAUUCAUUUUCGAAUCCAAUAGAGGAACCAAACAUUCGUUCAUUGCCGAAACUUACUUAGGUCCUGAAUUUUCUGCGGGAUGGAUCAAUAAAAAGGGCAAACGCAUGCGUUCCAAACUAGAGGCAACCAAAAUGAAAGUCAAAUAUCUAGCUCACCAAAUCUACGAGCAAUAUUUCAGAGUGGCCCAGGCUCAACCCAGAGGCAUCGUUGCCAAAUUAGGCAAUAUCGUGGCACAAAUAGAACGUGCUUGUCAGAAACAAUGCUCGUAUGGCAACAACAGAGAAGGCGGCAAUUCAUGGAAGGAAAUACUUCAUAAUGCUCUAGACGAAUUGACUGAAGUAUUAAAAGAAGAUGGUGUUGUAUCUGCUUAUGAACUACACAGCUCCGGUUUGGUUCAAGCGUUAUUAUCGCUUUUGUCCACAAGUUAUUGGGAACAAGGCCUAAAAUCGAGCAAGAUGAACAAAUUCCAAAAACAAAGAGUCCAGGUGUUUAAACAAUGUUUCAAAAAUAAGACCAUCGAUGAUAAAUCUCCUAGUUUAAUUCUGGUACACAAGUUGAUCGCUGUUCUUGAAAGUAUUGAGAAAUUACCAGUAUAUCUGUACGAUACCCCUGGUUCGGGUUACGGUCUUCAAAUCCUCACCAGACGGUUGAGAUUCAGAUUGGAAAAAGCUACAGGCGAAAGCACCCUAAUCGACAGAUCGGGAAGAAGUCUAAAAAUGGAACCUCUAGCGACCGUAGCUCAGUUGGAAAGAUAUUUAUUGAAAAUGGUGGCGAAACAGUGGUAUGAUUACGACAGAAGUACGUUCCAGUUUUUGAAAAAAUUGCGCGAACCGAAAUUUCAAUCGUUCAAGCACACCCACGACUUCGACGAGAACGGUUUAAUUUACUUCAUUGGUACGAAUGGAAAAACCUGCUCCGAAUGGGUUAAUCCCGGCCAGUACGGUUUGGUGACCGUGACGAGUUCGGAUUCUCGCAAUCUACCAUAUGGUAGAGUAGAAGACAUUCUUUCGAGAGACUCAUCGGCCUUAAAUUGUCACACCAACGACGACAAACGUGCCUGGUUCAGCAUCGAUCUAGGAGUUUAUAUGAUUCCAAGCGCUUACACCUUGAGACACGCCAGAGGUUAUGGAAGAUCCGCGUUGAGGAAUUGGCAUUUCCAGAUGUCGCGAGACGGUAACACUUGGACCACGCUCUAUACGCACACGCACGAUAUGUCCCUCAACGACCCAGGCAGCACAGGUACUUGGCCCAUCGAAGUAUCACAAGAGGAGAACCAAGGUUGGAGACACGUUAGGAUCCAGCAAGCCGGUAAGAACGCUUCCGGCCAGACGCAUUAUUUGAGUUUGUCUGGUUUCGAAAUUUAUGGCCAAGUGAUUGGAGUCUGUGAAGAUAUGGGAAAGGCGCACAAAGAACAGGAGGCUCACAUGAGGAAGCAAAGGAGAUUGGUCAAAUCGCAGUUGCUGAAACACAUGACGGUCGGCGCUAGAGUCGUCAGAGGGGUCGACUGGAAGUGGAGAGAUCAAGAUGGGAACUCGCCUGGUGAAGGUACAGUUACCGGAGAACUCCAUAGCGGUUGGAUAGAUGUUACCUGGGAUCAUGGCGGUUCCAACUCGUACAGAAUGGGCGCUGAAGGAAAAUACGACCUCAAAUUAGCACCGGGAUAUGACGUCGAAGCGGCCGUAGCAUCCUCCUCCAAACAAACAGCAAGCAACAAGCAGAAGAACGAUAAGGACAAACAAAGCGUCCUGACUAGCAGGAAAAGCAGUUCAACACCUAGUCUACCCGAAGCUACAGACGUCAAAACUUCAGUUGCUUCAACAGAACAAGCUGCAUCGGCGGAUAACUUAGCGGCAAAACAAGCGGCCGAGACAAUAGCCGAAAGCGUGCUGUCGGUAGCGAGAAACGAAGCACUGGUGGCUGUCACCAGCGAAUCCCAAGCAGCUUCACACGAAAGCGAAUUAUCGGUGGUCGUACAUCCAUUACGCGAUCCCCACAAUGAUCUCUCUAGUAUUAAUAAUUCUACAGAUUUGGCGACGAUCGUCGAAAGUUUGGCUUUGUGCGAUACCGGCCCGCCGCCAUGUAGCGAUUCCCAGAAGUCGUCCGGCAACAGCAACAUGAACAAGUCGAAUCGCACCUCAAAGAUCAGUAAUUCCCAAGCUGCGGCCGCUGCACAGAGUUUCGUCGAAGCGGUCGAGGCUUUGGACAAGUUCCGCGAGGGUUCAGACAUGCUCAGAAACAACACCAACAAUUUCCUAUCGGCGGAGCUGUUGCAAUCGCUCAACCUCGGUCAAAGUAGUCAAAUCGGCGCGUUGUCGAGUGUGCGAAUCUCCGUUUCUGGAAAUUCCGAACCGGACGAAGAGAAACCGUCUUCGAGGCGGAAAACUGAUGCGGUGAAAAGCGGCAAUUGUAGUAGUGAUAAAGAUGAGGCUGUGACAAAUACGAAUAAUGCUAAAAACAGUAGUAAUAAUACGAUUGUCGUGACGAAUCCGAUGAGUGUCAGUGUACCCAAUUUGACUACAGAGUCCAAUAGCCAGAUUGAACCGACCACUACAGCAGUGUUGAAUUUCACAGGUCUGUUGGAGACGUUCGCAGCUCUGGCUCGUCGACGUACCCUCGCUUCGGUGACAGCGUCCAACACUUCGAAUACCAAUACAAACAAUACGCAAAACACGAACGCGCAGAACAACCAAAACAACAGCUCAUUGUUCCCACGAGCUCCCAAUUCCGUGUCCAGUCUAGUCCGUUUGGCGUUAUCCAGCAAUUUUCCCAGUGGCUUAUUGAGCACCGCACAGAGUUAUCCCAGUUUGUCGUCCAGUAAUAAUCCUGGGAACCAGUCCGGAGGGAUUUCGACAACCGCCGGAGCAGUGCAAGGCUUGAGUCAGGCAUUUACUAUGAGUUUGACAUCUACUAGUAGUGACAGUGAACAGGUAUCCCUAGAAGACUUCUUAGAAUCCUGCAGAGCUCCGACAUUACUGGCGGAAUUAGACGACGACGAAGAGAUGGGCGAAGACGACGACAACGAUGAUGAUGAAAAUGAAGAUGACGCUGAUUACGAGGAAGUGAUGGUGUCGAGAAAUCUGCUGUCGUUUAUGGAGGAAGAAACUUUUGAGGCUAGGCCGACCAAGAGGCGAUCAUGGGACGACGAAUUUGUGUUAAAGAGGCAAUUUUCUGCUUUAAUUCCGGCGUUUGAUCCCAGACCUGGUAGAACAAAUGUCAACCAAACAACAGAUCUUGAAGUACCAGCACCCGGUCAGACUGAGACAUCAUCAAUUUCAGAACAUGAACUUCUGCCGCAACCAAAAUUGCAGUUGGUUCUGAAAGGACCCAACAUGCCGGGCAUUGCCGACGUUGAAAUAGAACUGACAGAUCGUUCCUGGACCAUUUUUAGAGCCAUACAAGAGCUGAUGCAAAUGACAGAGUUUAAUUCCAAACAAGAAAAAGUCAGGAGAAUCUGGGAGCCCACUUAUUUGAUAAUCUAUAGAGAGCUAAAAGAUGACAACAGCUACGAUACCGAAGACGGUCGUGCUACUCCUGUGGCUACACAGUUUUCUCGAAGUGGAAGCAGUUCUAUAGCUGGUACUACACUAUCGCCAAGUACUCCAAUACCUGGAACUCCCUCGGUUUCAAAUUGCACUGUGGAAGACGUUUUACAGUUGCUGAGACACUUAUUUGUAAUAACGACUUCAAGAGAAAACGAUCUGAAAAUAUUUGAAAAUUCGGAUAUAUCUCCAGAAGAAUAUUCGAGCAAGAAAAUAACAAAUAAGUUACUGCAACAGAUUCAAGAUCCGUUGGUACUGUCCAGCUCAAGUUUACCGGCAUGGUGUGAAGAACUCAACCAUUCAUGUCCAUUCUUAUUUCCGUUCGAAACUCGCCAGUUGUACUUCAACUGUACGGCCUUCGGUGCUUCCCGUAGCAUCGUUUGGCUGCAAACCCAAAGAGAUGUUACCAUGGAGAGACAAAGAACUCCUGGCUUGUCGCCAAGGAGGGACGAUCCUCAUGAGUUCAGAGUCGGCAGGUUGAAGCACGAGAGGGUCAAAGUGCCUAGAGGAGAACACCUGCUCGAUUGGGCCAUUCAAGUCAUGAAGGUGCACGCCAACAGGAAGAGCAUUCUGGAGGUAGAGUUCGCCGAGGAAGAAGGCACCGGUCUAGGUCCGACUCUUGAAUUCUAUGCCCUGGUUGCAGCUGAAAUCCAAAGGCGCGAUUUGAGUAUGUGGAUAUGCGACGACGAAGCCAUAAGUCUGAAUGAACCUAUUGAUCUGGGGGAGGGCAUGAAACCGCCGGGAUACUACGUCCGAAGGGCUGCUGGUCUCUUCCCAGCUCCUUUACCUCAACAUUCUGAAGUUUGUGAUAAAGCCGUCAAGUAUUUCUACUUCCUUGGAAUAUUUUUAGCGAAGGUGCUUCAAGACAACCGUCUGGUCGAUUUACCUUUAAGCGCCAGUUUCUUGAAACUAAUUUGCCACGGCGAAAUUCAAAAUACUGUCAACGAACGAAUAGGUUUCGCAGGCAUCAAGAAGACGGUCGAAGAUGACAUCAUGACAUCGAGUUUCAUAUCGGAAGAGAGCGAAAAGGAGUUGGAACUCGAUCCUCCCAAAAUAGUGAUGGAGGAAAAGCGGCCUUGGUAUUAUAACAUUUUAGGAGAAGAAGACUUGUACGAUAUAGACCCUAUUAGAGCUAGUUUCCUUAAACAAAUUAGAGAAUUGAUUAAGCAAAAGCAGAAGAUACUGCAAGAUCAUACGCUUUCUCCUGAACAAAGGAAUCACCAGGUGCAGAACCUCUGCUUGAGUCACUCAUCGGGUCCCGUACUUCUAGAAGAUUUAGCUUUAACAUUCACAUAUUUACCUAGUUCGAGCGUCUAUGGAUUCUCGGCUGUAGAUUUAGUUCCUAAUGGUGCUGAUAUAGAAGUUAAUAUAGAAAAUGUGGAGGAAUAUGCCGAAUUGACCACGUCCGUAUGCUUGGAUAAGGGCGUGGCCAGGCAGUUGGAAGCAUUCCACAAAGGUUUUUCGUUAGUGUUUCCUGUGGAAAAGAUGGCGGCUUUCAGUCCAGAAGAAGUAAGGGUCAUGCUGUGCGGCGAUCAGAAUCCCGAAUGGACCAUGGAGGACCUGCUUAAUUAUACGGAACCCAAACUUGGGUACACUAAGGAUAGUCCUGGUUUCUUGAGAUUUGUAAACGUGCUUGUAAAUAUGACGUCAGAAGAAAGGAAAGCCUUCUUGCAAUUCACUACUGGCUGCAGCUCUCUACCACCAGGCGGCCUGGCCAACCUGUAUCCAAGGCUCACAAUAGUACGUAAAGUCGAUGCCGGAGAAGGUUCCUAUCCCUCCGUCAACACGUGCGUACACUACUUAAAACUACCGGAUUAUCCUACAGAGGAUAUAUUAAGGCAAAGACUCCUAGCAGCUACGAAAGAAAAAGGUUUCCACUUGAAUUGAAUCAUCUACACAGAAAGACGUACCUUAGUCACGUUGAUUUGUCCGAAAAUAGAUAUACUGCACUGGAGCACUUUUACUACAAACUAAACAAACAAAAAACAAACCUAAUUUCGUGCUUGUAUUUAUAUGUAGGACGGUCAACGAUUUAAAUUAACAUUGUAUUAUUUCUUUAAGCUACCAUUGUGUAAUUUUAGAAACAAAAAAAAGAAACUUAUCGAAAGUACUGAGAAUUUUUGUAUUUAUAAUCUGGAAUUGCUAGGAAAUUUUCGAGUAUGUGCUUUAUGAAAGUAUUUCGAAGCUAUUGAUGAGAAAAGAGGCAUCUCUUGUUGAAAACAUCGAGUUUGUCGAAUGAUCUUAGGAGUGAUAAUAGAAUAUAUAUAUAUAAAUAUAAAUAAUAUAAUUGUGACCAAAUUUCUAAUGGUUAUAACUAUCUAUUCUGGGACUUUAAUUUUUUGUGAUUUUAUUUUUAAUAUAAAUCUAUAUUUUUAAUUGUCUGCUGUAUGCGUGUUUUUGUCAUUACCAAAAAUGUAGUUUGAUGCAGUUAGAUACCCGUCAAAACUGUUAUGGUAUAGAAACAUCUUAGUUUCUGGAAUAACACCAAUGAACGUUGUUAAAACGUUAACAUCUCAGGAUUACUCAAUACAAAUUUAUUGAUUAAUAAAAAUUACUACAUAAUUAUCUAUGAACAUUGAUAGCACAGAUCGACAAGUUUGACAUUUUGGCAAAUACAUUUUUCGUAAUAAUAAAUCACGCAAUAUCUAUGUAGGUUCGUUUUUUUAAAGAAAUCAGUAGCUAGUUUGAAGGAAUUUCUUUGUAAUUAUCGAACCUGAUCCGUUAGAUGCCCAGUAUUGACAUUCAGUGGGCGCAAAAUCGUAACACAACGCUUAAAAAAUUAAGAUAAUAUUAAUAAGAGUAGCAGUUUUUCGGUUUAAUUUUAGACCAAAUUAUAGUUUUGGUUUAAUUUUGAGUUUGGUUUUUUUUGCAAUGGCGGAGAGUUCUAAUGAUACUGGGCAAGUUUAAACAGUUGAUAUAAAUGCACACGUUUUUUGGGAACUUUUGGUUUACAUUUUUAUUUCUUGCUUGGAACUAUUUUCUGCUACAUUACAUUUAAAUAUUGUAGAGAGAUAUGUCUGUAUGUAAUAGAUGUUAAAUACAUUAUAUCAAUAAAAUUCUCUUUAAACCAUUGUCUGUUGUUUUUGUCUUUUCAUUUGCAUAGUUUUAGAUAAAGAUAAAAUUGAUAAAUUAUUAUCGCAAGUUACAAAUUACCCACACCAAAUGCAAAAGUUUACAAAGAAU
This is a messenger RNA of Psylliodes chrysocephalus, 9520 nucleotides long. NCBI's taxonomy places the organism in Eukaryota, Metazoa, Arthropoda, Insecta, Coleoptera, Chrysomelidae. The record is from the annotation of a GenBank genome assembly.